This is a messenger RNA of Raphanus sativus (radish), 721 nucleotides long. RefSeq names its product 60S ribosomal protein L22-3-like. Gene Ontology annotation, molecular function: RNA binding; structural constituent of ribosome. The record is from RefSeq and is a predicted model, not a curated record. The transcript has 2 exons. Bases 207 to 578 code for a protein of 123 amino acids. Lineage: Eukaryota; Viridiplantae; Streptophyta; Magnoliopsida; Brassicales; Brassicaceae. Gene Ontology annotation, cellular component: ribosome. Gene Ontology annotation, biological process: cytoplasmic translation.
ACCUUAGCAACUCUGCCUCUGUGAAAAUAUAGUUUGUGUCCUAAGCCCAACAGUUGGUCCCAGAAAAUAUUAGCCCAACAAUUGGGGACAAAAACCCAUUGGGCUAUAAAUGAAAACCCUAAGGAUUUCGUUUAUAUUAACCCUUUUACCGUCUUGGCCAAGUUCUCUGCGAUUAAGCUAAGAGUUACACUUUGUCGUGUACAGAUAUGGCUCGAGGAGUGGCAGCGAAGUCAAAUGCGAAGAAGAAAGGAGUGACGUUCGUGAUUGACUGCUCUAAACCAGUGGAUGACGGGAUUAUGGAGAUAGCGACGCUUGAGAAGUUUCUUCAGGAACGAAUCAAGGUCGGAGGCAAACCGGGAGCUCUUGGUGACUCCGUUUCCAUUACAAAGGAUAAAGGAAAGAUCACCGUCACCGCCGAUUCCAAUUUCUCCAAACGGUACUUGAAGUAUCUGACCAAGAAGUAUUUGAAGAAGUACAACAUCCGUGAUUGGCUCCGAGUGAUUACGUCGAACAAAGACAGAAACAUGUAUGAGCUAAGAUAUUUCAACAUCGAAGACGAUGCAGCUGGUGAGGAAUAAGAAGAUUAAAGGCACUCUCUCUUAUUCCAUUCCGUUUGCUAUUAUACAGUUGACAUUUUUCUUGCUCUUUGUUGGCAAUUUGAAUGAUCCCAUUUCAUCAAUAUUUAAAAAAUAAAAUAAAAAUAAUAACAAUUUAAAAACAA